AUGGCUUCGUCCAGCUCCUGUGCAGCCUCCAUCUCGUCGUCUUCCAUCCCCGCGACAAACCCGCACGUUCUUAACAGUACGCUCGCGCUACGGAAACGGCAGGUCGGAAUCUCGUCAUCCGUACUGACAGCAAGGCACAGCGCAGCGGCAGUCACCCUCUUCGGGAGCAAUAUUACUCCUGCUUCGUCCCUUUCCAGCGUGAAAUGCGGCGGCCUGCGACUUGGUCCGACUCGCUGCGAGGCGGCGCCGUCCCCACCGCCGGGAGGGCCUGUGGGGGGUGGAGGCGGAAGCGGCGGAGCGAGUGACAGCCUGAAGCGCGCCGCACGGGAGUUCUUCUCGGCGAAUCAAGGGCACCACCGCGACCACCACCAGGGGGUGCACCUCCCGGCUAGCAGCAGCAGCACCACUCCGCACAGCGCGGCCACGCCUGCUGCAGCGCCCAUGGACAGCCAAGUCGAAGACGCGGUUUCCAGUGCUUAUCGCAAGAAGGUCGUGAAAGAGAGUCGCACUUCUCGGGGGAACUCUGCUGCUAUCACCGGCGGUAGUAGCUACCUGGUGCGGGAUGAGGACCUGGCGUGGUCCGCGCUGAUUGGGCGGCUGGCGAACGGCGACGGGGCGAGCGACAGUGACAGCCGGGGGCUGGCAGCAGCCGUGCUGGACGCAGCGGCACUCCUGCCCGAGAUUGCAGCACUGCGCGUGGACGCCGCUGCUGCCGCUGCCGACAGGUUGCCUCUCCUCCGCCUUGACAGCGGCUCUGGUGCCGCUGGCAUGGCAGACGCUGCUACAACCACUGCCGCCGCUGCUACAGCCACUGCUGCGGUUGUGAAAGCAGCGCUGGUCAACGGCAAGUCAAGCAAGUCAACCGCAGUGGCGCCCAACUCUGUGAUCGAGCAGUCGUCCCUGUCUAAACUUGAAGCUGCUUCUGCUGGUGACAGCGAUGCUGCAGGACGCACUGCGAGGGCGGCUGUGGAGACGAAGCAGCAGCAGGGCGUGGGCGGCGAGCAGCAAGGGCUGGGCAUCAUUCCAUUCCUCAAGGGCAAGAACAUUCUCAUCACCGGCGCCACUGGCUUCCUUGCUAAAGCCCUGGUGGAGAAGAUACUGCGAGAGCAGCCGGAUGUGGGGCAGCUGUACCUGCUCAUCCAGCCCAGGGGGGACACCACUGCGCACCAGCGCCUCACCUCCCGGGUGAUCCCAUCGGCCAUCUUUGGGCAUCUGAAGCAGCGGUACGGCGAGGGCUACGAGGCGUUCAUGGGCAGCAAGCUGACAGCUGUGGACGGCAACAUAGGCGAGGAGAACCUGGGGCUCAGUACUGUCACCAGUGCUGCUCUCGCGGAUAAAGUGGAUCUUAUCAUCAACUCCGCCGCCACCACUGACUUUGACGCCCGGUACGACGUGGCGUUGAACAUCAACACGCUGGGCCCACGCCGACUGCUGGCCUUCGCCAAGCAGUGCCGCCACCUGCAGCUUCUGCUGCAUGUCUCCACGGCGUAUGUGAACGGCAAGCGCAAGGGGCAGGCCAUGGAGCGCCCCUUCACACCCGGGGACACCAUCGCAGCGGAGAUGCUCGCACAGGCCGCCCACUCCCCUGCUGCCGCCGCUGCCGCUGCUGCAGCGGCAGGCAUUCCCGCUCUCGACGUGGACGGGGAGGUGGCGUUUGCGCACAAGGAGCGUGCGGAGGUGGAGGCGGCAGCAGUGGCGAGGGGCGCGGGCAAGGACGAGGUGGUGGCGGCUGUCAAUGCACACAUGUCCGCACUGGGCCGCGCCAGGGCGCAGGUGUUUGGGUGGCAGGACGCGUACGUGCUGUCCAAGGCCAUGGGGGAGAUGACACUGGGGGAGCAGCGCGGGGGAGCGCAGGGGGGAGAGGAGCAGGAAGGGGACGCAGGGGUGGUGCCAGUGGUGGUGGUGCGGCCUAGCAUCGUGGAGAGUGCGUUGUGUGAGCCCAUGGCAGGGUGGAUGGAGGGCAUGCGCAUGGCGGACCCCAUCCUCAUGGCAUACGGCAAGGGUGCCAUGGCCGGCUUUCUCGCCGAUGGGGUGGCUGACAUUAUCCCGGUGGACUUCGUCGUGAAUGCCAUCUUGGCCGUCGCUGCCGACAAUGCCAAGCUGCCCCCACAGGCACCCCGUGGCCCCACCUUCAGCACCACCGCCACCACCACUGCUUCUGCCUCUGGCUACUGCCUGCCUCGUGUGUACCACGUGACAACCUCCGUGGCUAACCCACUGCAUGUGAAGACCAUUGCCGAUGCUGCCACGGAUCAUUUUGCUGCCAAGCCCAUGAAGCAGAAGGAUGGCUCCCCCAUUUCUGUCGCCCCGGCUAGAGUCUUCAAAUUCCCCAUGCUGUUCCUUCUGGACCUCUGGAUCCGAUACCAACUUCCCAUGCUGCUGAUGAAGCUCUUUCCGAAGGGAGCAUCAACUGCGCGUCGGACUAUGAUUAUGAUGAAAACGAUUGAGUCACUCAUGCACUUCGCCAAGAUAUACUCGCCAUACACCUUUUACGAGGCACAGUUCGACUCCAGCAACACUGAAGAUCUCUUUGCAAGGAUGUCAUUGGACGAGCAGCAAAAGUUUGACUUCAAUGUGCGCAAUAUUAACUGGCACAACUACAUGUGCAACGUUCACAUCCCAGGACUACGCAACUUUCAGGAGAUUCAAAUCAGCAGCUGCGAUUCAACAGUGUGCGGGCCGUGCUCCUCACCUCCCCUCCUCUGGCUGCUUCCGUCCUGUCGGUUGAGGAACGCCUACGAAGGAGGCGAGAGGGACCUGACGCCCUCGCACCGCAUAUCAGAGGACGGGUCGCCGCAGUUAGCGGUGGAGCUGCCACUCGCGCACCUGUCGGACGCGGUCGCGGUGACGCUGGGCGAGUUCCUGGCGACGGCGUGUCCGGAGCUGCAUAUCGUGGACGUCAGCAGCGCGGACGCGGUGCCUACUGUGAGCGGCCACGGCAUUCUCUUCCUGCUUCGCGCCGUGGGGCCGCACCUGCAGCACGCCAACCUCUCCAACAUCCCGCUCGGCCGCGAGGCCUUCAGAGAUCUGUUCCAGCGCGGGCUGAACGCGCGGAGCCUGUGCUUCUCCUUCUGCCGCGUGCGCAAGCUCGACUUCGUGGGCGCAUUUCCGCGCCUGCAAUCCGUCGUGCUGGACCACAACCCCGCCAUCACGUGCCUCCCCGACGGCUGCUUCUCCAACGCGCCGUCGCUCACGUCGCUCUCCCUCUGCGCCACGGGCAUCUCGAACCUCUGGACCACCAUCGCCGCGCUGGGGAAGCUCCCGCUCUUGACGCAGCUCCGCUUCCAGCGCUGCAUGUGCUGCCGCGGCGACACGUCCGCGUGCGCAGAGCUGGCAGCGGGGCUGGCUGGCGAUGCCGCGGACGCAGGCGAGGGCGCGCGGAGGGAGGUGGCAAGAGCAGAUGCUGGUGCUGGUGGUGCUGAUGAUGCUGAUGCUGGUGUUGGUCAGGGGGAUGGGGACGUGGUGGAAAUACGGGCGUGGUUGGGCGAGGAACAGGGGAACCUGGAGAACUUGGUGCGGGAGGGCAUGGAGAUGGAUGAGGUCAUGCGCGAGUGGGAAGCGCAGGGGCAGGCGGAGGGCGCUCUAGAUGAUGCGCUGGACUUGGCGUUUGCCGCAGAGCAAGUAGGCAUGGGGUUCGGUGGGCCGGGGGAUGAAGAGCUGGGUGUGGUUGGCGAUGAGGACUUGAGGAACGCGGAGGGCGAGGAGGAGGAGGAGAUGUUUGACGGGGAGGCGAGUGAUGAGCGUCCAGAGGAAGAGGAGGAUAGCGACGAGGACGAGGAAGAGAGAGAGCGCAGGGAGGGUGAGUUUCGUCACGCGGGCAUGCCAUGGCAGCAGGUUCUGUCUCGUGAACCGAGGGGACUUAGGCAGGGAGGUGGGGAGCAGCAGGACGCAGCAGAAGCAACAGCUGCGGGGAAUAAUGGUGGUGCACCAGGCGUGGACACUGAGCGUCUUGUCCCCAGAGCAUUCCCUUUGGGCCCUUCACCUCGCAUGCGUCGCGGUCCCCUUCACCAGCGUCAACCUCUGUUUCGUCCCGUUCUUGCUGGCCGCAGUGCUGCUGCUCUGCCGGGUACAGUGGACGCCCAAGGCACUGGUGUGUUGGCCGAGCAUCGGGUGGUGCGAACAGCAGCAGCACGCGGAGCAGGGGAACAGACAGCAGGGACAGCAGCAGCCGCCAGGGCGGACCCAGCAGGUCUGGGUGGGGCUGGAGGAGGUAUGCCUGGAGGGCUCACAGCACGAGAACUGGACUUGAUAAGCUAUCUCAUGGGUGAUGCACCGAGGCGUCUCCGGGGCAGGGAAACUGGUGCUACUGCUGCCAACGAUCAACGCACAGGUGCUGCUCGUGCGGCUCGUGCUGGCGCUGCUGGUGAUGGUGGUGCUGCACGCAGUGACUACCACGCGUUGGAAGGCCCAUAUGCCGCAGCGUCCCGUUUCCUGCACCACUCGUCGCCCAUCUGCCACGUGCCGCACUACCGCGCGUUUGUGCUGUCGUCCCUGCCGCAUCUCGACGUUCUAGAUAACAUGGCGGUGAGGGAAGGCGAACGCGCACAGUCGGAGGGCGAGUGCGAGAGCAGCUUUGAGCCCCUGCCGUACGGGCUGGGUAGUGUUGGCAAUGUCGUGCACCUGCUGAGGCGCAGAGAGAUCCGUGCUCCGCUGAGAGCACUCGCCUCUGUUGCUGCCCGCCCACUUCCCAGCCAGCAAAGCGUUUCCAAGGAGAAUUCGCCUCCGGUUGGUGCUGUCCCUGGUACUUCUGUCGCUGGUGCUGCUGUUGCUGCUGCUGCCACCACACCUGUCCUUGCAUCUUAUGCAGCAUCCUCUGGCUGCGCGACAGGCAGCAGCGAUGGGGCUACUGGAGAUGCAGCAACGGAGGAGCCGGUGGGAGGGCAGCAAAGGCAGCAAGGGAGGGUGAAUGGUGGUGACAGCGAGCGAGUGGGGCAGACUGACAUGGAGUAUACAUUGCAUGAUAGCGAGGGCAAAGAAAGUGGUGAUGGCGACGAUGGUGAUAAGGAUGACGGUGGUGAUGAUUAUGAUGUUGGCGGGAAGGGCAAGGCACCUGUGGAAGAGCAGGACCCAGAGCCCUCCUCUGCGCAUCUGUGGCGUGCUACAGCCGGAGCCAAGGGCGGCAGCAUGGAGGGCUACAGGCGCGCGCUGGGCGCCAACCGAGUGGGCUGUAGCAGCUGGCCCGCCAGCCGCCCCAUGACCUGCCCUCUGCGCAACGCCGGGCUGGAUGCUCCCAGGACGAUGUCGUCGAGCCUGCGGCCGCGGCAGUUCGAGUACCACCCAACGGAGGCGCAUCUAUUGGUGUUUGGCACGCUGCACGGGGACGUGGUGGUGCUCAACCACGAGUCGGACCGCCUCGUGGGCCAUGUGCAGUCCGUUGGUGCCCCACACUCUAUUCUUGGCCUCUGCUGGCUCAACAAACAUCCCAAUAGGCUGAUAGGAGGGUGUGACAACGGGUCCAUCCAGCUGUACGACGUAGAGCGCAUGCGCGCCUGCCUUGUUGCUGCCAUCGGCCGUUCCGCUGCCGCCGCAGCCAGCACCAGCGGCGCCAGCAGCAGCGGCACAGGCAGCAGCAAUGGCAGCAGCGUGGGUGGCGGCAGUGCGGGUGUGCUAACUGGCAGCGGAGGGCGGGGUACCGCCGCUGCCGCCGCAGCAGCAGCAGCAGCAGUGGCACCGGCGGACAUGACGACCCCUCCAGCUGUGUUGGCAGCGCCAGCAGCAGGUGCAGGGCGUGCAGGACGGCUGGUGUCAGACAGUCCGCUUGGCCUUGGUGGGUCUGCGAGUGGAGGCUCUCCUGUGACUCCUGCACGGAUGCGGCACCCGGCCAUCCACACAUAUGACGAGUUUGAGCAGCUCACGUCCGUGCACGUCAACUGCACUGAUGACCUCUUCCUCGCUAGCGGGUACUCGAACCACGUGGGGCUGUACGACCUGCACACGGGGCGGCGGCUGCACACGCUGCACAACCUGCACCGCGAGCACAUCAACGUGCUCAAGUUCGCGCACCACUCGCCGCACGUCUUCGCCACCUCCUCCUUCGACCGCCACGUCAAGCUCUGGGACGCGCGCCAGCGCAUCUCGUCCUCGUCUGGGGGCGGGUUCGGGGGGCUGUUUGCGCAGGGGCGGGAGAGCGUGCGGCCGAUUUACUCUGUGCGGAGUGAUCGGGGCAAUGUGAUGGUGUGCUUCAGCCCGGACGACCAGUUCCUGUUGUCCUCUGCUGUUGACAAUGAGGUGCGGCAGCACAUAGCAGUGGACGGGCGGCUGCAGCAGCGGUUUGAGAUAGCGCCGCUGGGCAGUGCGCACAACUACACGCGGUCCUACUACAUGAACGGCCGCGACUACAUUGUAUCAGGCAGCUGUGAGGAGAACGUGGUGCGCAUCUGCUGCGCUAAAACCGGCCGCCGCCUCCGCGACAUACCCCUGGAGGGCAAGGGCGGCAAGAGCUCCCUCUACGUGCAAUCUCUGCGAGGAGACCCCUUCAGGGACUUCCAUCUCUCGGUGCUCGUGGCCUACAGCCAGCCCAACUCCCCCUCAGACAUUGUCAAGGUGAAUCUAGUAGCAGGUCCUCCGCACCGAAAGGGCCUUGACAAUGACUUCCAGACUCAGCCGUUGGCGUCAGUGGGUGCGUAG
Messenger RNA from Closterium sp. Naga37s-1, 6627 nucleotides. The record is from the annotation of a GenBank genome assembly. Lineage: Eukaryota; Viridiplantae; Streptophyta; Zygnematophyceae; Desmidiales; Closteriaceae.